GGAGGCUCGCGGGUGAAAAGCUCAUUGAUGCCGCCUGCACCGGCCUCGGAGCGCCCUGGAUCCAGACGCUGAUCACCUUCUGCCUCCGGAUUCUCCUCCUGCUCGGCCCCGCGGCUGCCGCGAGCAAUGCACCCCCAGGGCCCCGCCGCCCCCGGCCCGCAGCGCCUCCUCGGCCUCCUGCUGCUCCUGUUGCUGCAGCUGCGGGCGCAGUCCAGCGCCUCUGAGACCCCCAAGGGGAAGCAAAAGGCGCUACUGCGACCCAGGGAGGUGGUGGACCUGUAUAAUGGAAUGUGCUUGCAAGGGCCAGCAGGAGUGCCUGGUCGAGAUGGAAGCCCUGGGGCCAAUGGCAUUCCUGGGACCCCGGGGAUCCCAGGUCGGGAUGGAUUCAAAGGAGAAAAGGGGGAAUGCCUGAGGGAAAGUUUUGAGGAGUCCUGGACACCUAACUACAAACAGUGUUCAUGGAACUCGCUGAAUUAUGGCAUAGAUCUUGGGAAAAUUGCGGAGUGUACAUUUACCAAGAUGCGUUCGAAUAGUGCUCUGAGAGUUUUGUUCAGUGGCUCACUUCGGCUAAAAUGCAGAAAUGCCUGCUGUCAGCGUUGGUAUUUCACGUUCAACGGAGCUGAAUGUUCAGGACCUCUUCCCAUUGAAGCCAUAAUUUAUUUGGAUCAAGGAAGCCCUGAACUGAAUUCAACAAUUAAUAUUCAUCGUACUUCUUCUGUGGAAGGACUUUGUGAAGGCAUUGGUGCUGGAUUAGUGGAUGUUGCUAUUUGGGUUGGGACCUGUUCGGAUUAUCCCAAAGGAGAUGCCUCUACUGGAUGGAAUUCGGUGUCUCGCAUCAUUAUUGAAGAACUACCAAAAUAAGUUCUUUAACUUUUAUUCCCUACCUCCUUUUCAUUAUACUUUUAAAUGGUUCAUUUUAAUAUUUUAUACAAUUUUAUAUAUCCUCUGAAUGAAGAAAAAAGCUAAACAUGUUUACAGACCAAAGUGUUUUUUACACUGUUUUUAAAUCCAGUAUUAUUCAUUUUACUUCAAUCAAAAUGGUUUCAGGAUUUUGUAGUUUAUUAGAAUACUUUCUUCAUAUUUCCUUUCCCUGAACUUGUAAUUUGGAAUGUCAUUGUGGUCUUUAAUUUUUUUUCCAUCCUCAGAAAGGAUGAACUUUUUAAAAUAUAAAACUACCAGUCUUUGUACAGGUUGUAAAUGUUCAGAAUUAUUUUAUAUCUGUGAAAUAAAACUUAUUUCAAAAUAACUUUAACA
Messenger RNA from Talpa occidentalis (Iberian mole), 1254 nucleotides. It is a transcript of the gene CTHRC1, whose product is annotated as collagen triple helix repeat containing 1. The record is from RefSeq and is a predicted model, not a curated record. Lineage: Eukaryota; Metazoa; Chordata; Mammalia; Eulipotyphla; Talpidae. Bases 127 to 861 code for a protein of 244 amino acids. The transcript has 4 exons.